Batrachochytrium dendrobatidis JAM81 is the source of this 1848-nucleotide messenger RNA. Its product is annotated as phosphoribosylaminoimidazole carboxylase ADE2. The coding region runs from base 1 to 1710 and encodes 569 amino acids. The transcript has 5 exons. NCBI's taxonomy places the organism in Eukaryota, Fungi, Chytridiomycota, Chytridiomycetes, Rhizophydiales. Gene Ontology annotation, biological process: 'de novo' IMP biosynthetic process. Gene Ontology annotation, molecular function: phosphoribosylaminoimidazole carboxylase activity; metal ion binding; ATP binding. The record is from RefSeq and is a predicted model, not a curated record.
AUGGAUCAACGAGUGGUUGGUAUUCUUGGUGGUGGCCAGUUGGGCAGAAUGCUCACUGAAGCAGCCAACAGACUCAAUGUUCAAGUAGCCAUUCUGGAUGAAGAAAACAGUCCUGCUACUCAAAUCAGUACUUCUCCAAGACAUAUUCAAGGCAGUUUUAAAGAUCCAAUCAAGAUUGCUCAACUGGCAGCUGUUUCUCAAGUCCUGACGGUUGAAAUCGAACAUGUUGAUGCACUUUCACUUGAGCAGAUCCAGACCAAAACUGGAGUUGUUGUUCAUCCAUCUCCUGAUACUAUAAGAAUAAUUCAGGACAAGUAUGUACAAAAAAAAUACUUGACUGAACAUGCUCCCACAGUGCCCAUUGCUCCAUUCAGAGAAGUCGUGGCUGGUUCUGAGCUAGAUUCAAUUCUGGAAGCUGCCAUGGAGUUUGAAUAUCCUAUGAUGUUGAAAUCAAAAACAUUGGCUUAUGAUGGUCGUGGAAACAAAGUGAUUAAAAAUGCUGAUGAGAUUCAAAUCGCCAUUGACGCUUUGGGCGGUGGUGCCAGCAAAGGUGGGCCUGGAUUGUAUGUGGAAAAGUGGGUGUCGUUUGUUCGUGAGCUUGCUGUGAUGGUCGCUCGUAGCACCACGGGUGAGAUCUCGAGCUAUCCUUGUGUCGAAACGGUCCAGUCCAACAAUAUUUGCCACUUGGUGAUUGCUCCUGCGCAGAUCGAUGGACGAAUUGCUGCCAAAGCUAGAUUUAUUGCAGAAGAUGCUGUCGCUGCUUUGAAUGGUGCUGGCAUCUAUGGCGUUGAAAUGUUUUUGCUAAGUGACGACUCACUGUCAUUUAAUGAGAUUGCUCCUCGCCCACACAAUUCUGGUCACUAUACUAUUGAAGCAUGCCACACUUCACAGUUUGAACAGCAUCUACGUUGUAUUUUGGGGAUGCCUCUUGGAUCUCCAGCACUCAAGGUUUCUGCAUCAAUCAUGAUCAAUAUUAUUGGAACAGGCUCAGGCGAUGCUGCGUUGAAGGAAACUUUAGAGGCAUGUCAAACUUCGCUUGCUAUUCCAGGAGCUACAGUUCAUCUUUAUGGAAAAUCAGGAGUUCGAAAAGGCCGUAAAAUGGGUCAUAUUACUCUUAUUGGCGAAACCAUGUCUGAUGUGAUUGCCAACACCAAAGAUAUUUUGAAGCGUGUUCCAGGAUCUGUUGCCUCGGAUCUUUCUGCUAGUCCGCUUGUUGGCGUUAUUAUGGGCUCAGACAGCGAUCUUCCUGCUAUGCGUGCAGCUGCAUUAAUCCUUAAAGGGUUUGGUGUGCCAUUUGAGCUGACUAUUGUCUCGGCCCAUCGUACACCUGAUCGUAUGAUGGAGUAUGCAAAAAGUGCUCAUGAACGAGGAUUGAAGAUUAUUAUUGCCGCUGCAGGUGGUGCUGCACAUCUUCCUGGCAUGGUUGCAGCCAUCACGCCGUUGCCUGUGAUUGGCGUCCCCAUUUCUCUCAAAGUCCUCGAUGGCGUCGACUCACUCCACUCGAUUGUUCAAAUGCCGCGAGGUGUUCCUGUUGCCACGGUAGCAAUUAACAAUUCCACCAAUGCUGCUCUGCUUGCUAUUCGUAUUCUUGGUGCACAUAUGCCAAGCUACCUUGCACAACUUCAAGAAUACUCGAAACUUCAAGAGGAAGAAGUGCUCAACAAGGUCAAUAGACUUGCCGAGGUGGGAUGGGAAGACUAUCACGUUUAAACUUAUAGAGAAUGGACGAGCAUGAGCAAAACAUAGUUUGGCUGUAUGUUUACAAGCAUGACUUUAUACACAUGUCACACUCAUGCAACCAGAUCACAAUUUUACAUUUCCAACUCUUGAAUGAAUUCCAUUUAUUCU